UUUCAAAAGGACAAAAGAAAGUUUGCAUGACUACAACAGUCAGAGACUUCCAGUACAUUUAACAUUGUCUAUCUUCAUAACUUACAGUUCAGGAAAUAUUUUGUGGUUAAGUUUAACUGUUAUAAAAAUAUGUUUUCAAAUAUGGUUAUUAGGGCAAAACGCUCCAUAGACAGAUUAAGUUUUGAGUUGAACUCACCAGCCUGCACUGGUGGUGAUGACACACAACAAUGACAAUAGUUCACAAUACGACGAUGAUUGAAUCUGACUUAAUCAAUAAUCAAGUGACUGAGAGUGUGAUAGUGAUACUCACUGACUAAGAACUCCAACAGUAACACAGUUUCGUUUCUCUUUUACCACUGUCUUGAGUUUUCAGAAACUGUCAUAAUAUUACUUUUAUAACUUAUUAAUUUUAAUUACUGAUACUGAGUGCUUGCCUUGUGCAAUACAUAAAAAUACUAAAGAUGUACUACACAAAAAAAAAUAUUUAAAAAAAAUGUAUGUACUACAGUAUAUACAUCUACAGUAUCAUACUCUCAAUUCAAAAUUCUUCUCUCCUGGCAUUUUUAAAUAAUGCAGACUAUGCCAAAUAUGCUCAAAUUUUAAAGUAGCCAAAAACUUAUAAAGAUCAGAAUAUAAAAUGUUUAAUAAGCAUCCUGUCUGUAUAAAUAUAAGCUUUAUGUUCUUCAUUCAAAAGUAAAAAGAUAAUUUAAAUUAGGUCAAUAGUCAUAUAGCUAUUUUUGAAGUAAACUUUUUUGGAUUCAUGUGACUGAGUGACUAUGAAUUAAAUUUUAGAUAAAGUAAAAAAAUAUUUUAACCUCAGUAUCUGUCCAGUGGUUUAUUUUUAUUUCAUUAAAAAAACUUGUGGAUAAUUUUCACAAGGCAGGGUGUAUUUCUUCUAUCAUUAGUAGUGGUACUUGUAUUAAAUAUUGGAGAUGACCAGUAAUCAUAGUUACAAUAAGACUUUUCCUCAUUGAUAUUUUCCAUGUUAUUUAAAAUAUAGAUAAACUAUGGCUCAACCAUUCAAAGCUCAAAGUGACAGUCAGUUAGUAACAGAGGCAAGACAUCAAGAUGAAUCACCUAAUAAAUCCUCAAAAAUUACAACAAAGAAAUUCACAGACAUUAAAUUGCGUGAAGGUGUAAAGCCUAUCAGACAAAUGGAUUGUAAGUGUCUUCUAAUAGUCAACCAUUAUUUACUCACUUUUUAUUGAUUUUGUAAUUAAUCUCCACCACCUGUAUGUUGCAGAUAAAUUUUCACAAUUUAUUACUUUUUACUUAGCGUCUGACCUAAGCAAGCAGAACAGCAACCAAGCAAUUAAAAAGAUGAUAGAAUUAAAACAACAAGAAUCCAAAGCUUUGGCUCUCGCCUCUGGUAGUAGUCUACCUCCUCAUCUUCUAAUGGCUUCAUUAUUGGAACAAUUGUGCUACAUGUACGUUAAGGAGCGAACGAAAGCAAACCAGUUGUUCAAAAGUAAGCUUAUGUUAUGUUUCAAUCUAACACAAGUUUUUCAUAGUAUCUCUUGGUAAUGUCAAAGCAUUUUAUGUUUUCAUAUAGAAGAGGGUGUGAGGUGGGGUUAUGAUACUAUAGUAACUGUCACUGAUUUAAAAAACUAACUUUAUUCUUGACGUGUACAAAAAAAAAAGGCACCUGAUUACCACAUUUUCUUGUCACUUAUUUUCAGAUCUUCUGCAGGCUUGAGCUAUGAUUUUUCAUUAUUUUUUACAUUUCAGAAGCCAAGUUAAAAAUAAAAGUAAUGUAAAAAUAGUUUCUAGAAUAUAUUUGUCUUAUGUUAAAAAUUACAUUAUGUCCGUUAAAAUUGUUAAAUCUCAUUUGAUGAAACCAAUUUUUUUAACGUAUCAUUCUAAAUCAUCUUCAAUCAGUUUUGUGUGAGCGACUGAGUAGACUAAAUGUCAUUGCACCCCUUAGUCAUCUAGAUGAGAUGAGUAGCCUACGCUUCCAACACAGAGCAAUGCUAGAUAAGAUAGUGAGGACAGCCAUGAAGUCAUUAGAUAAGGCAAGUAGAGGCAGCUAAUAAAAAAUGUUGUUUGUCUCACUUUGGAGUAGUUUUCUUUUGGUUUCCAAACAAUAAAAAUAUCCACUCACACUUAAAAGGACAAAAAAAAGUAUCUGUUUGCAGAACUAGUGUUAAUUUCUAUAUCACAUCAUAGAUUGUGCGCGGGGAGCAACACCCAUUCUCAAUAGAUAUUUUGAAGGAUGGGAAUAAUGGUUUGAGUAUGCAUGAAAUGUAAUGACUAUGAAGAUUUAGAUGGAGAAACAUUUCGAUUCUGAAUGGUUGAUGUCAGUUUUAAGUUGGCUAUAGAACUAAGUAAAACUAUAACACUUGAAAAUCAAUUUUUUAAUUAAUUUUUUAAUAUUAUUUCCUCCCUACUUUAAAGCAAUCUCUUUUAGCACUGCCACCUCUUGACCAAAGUUUGAAGUGAGUAUCUGAUAUGCAUUUUGUCCAGCUCAGAUUUCCACAUUAAUUUUAACUUUCUUACAUGAAAGUCGUGAAAGUAUUGAAAGAUGGGGAAAAAAAUUAUAAAGUUGUUGGGGAUUUAGGCUCAUUUUAUACCCGGCUCCUCCAGCCCCAAGGUUCUGCCGAUAUGUUUUGGCACUUGCCACAGCCUAUGGCCCCCACAAGUUCAAGUUACUCAAUCUCCAAACCCUGAUAACUGCUCUGAAGAUACAACAGUGUCAUGUCAGUUCUGAUACUUUAGGCCCAACUAUAAUAAUUAUGAAGGGGAAUUGUUUUUAUAGAAGUAAGCUGAGCAAACAUAUCUUUUGAUUCAGUUUAAUUUUGUUUUCCAACAUUUCUAGUAUUGACAGACUAAGCAUAAGAGAUGAUGACAUCAUCUCAGAGCAUACCUCUCGAUACAAAAUUGAAUUCCAAGAAGUCAGUCUGCUAGGGAAGGGUGGUUUUGGCUAUGUUUUUAAAGUAAGAAAUUUUUUUUAAAACAUUUAAUGCUUUCCAAUUAUAAUACAGUAUGCACCAAAAGUAACAGUACUGAAGCUGCCACAUCUUGAACACGUACAUGCAUUUUUCAAAGGUGCAUAGCUCCAGCUGCCACGUGAUCCCUGAGGUUUCCAGUAGUGUGUUGAGGAGUUGAUUUGAAAUUGGUCUCUCUAUGGAGGAAAAUUUCUCAUAGUUUAGCACUAUUUUUGCUCAUAUGGCACUGGUUGUGAGGUGGGCCCAAGUUUGAACAGUGUAACAGAAAAAUUCUGAGAGAGAUUUAAUAAGACACCACCACGUAACAUGGUUGUGCUGUCAAUUGUACCCUUGGUGUACAUGGAUGCCACAGGGGCAUGGAGAUCAAAUCAUUUCUUCAGGAUUUGAGAAAGUUCUUUCAUGCAAGGAACCUUCACUGGUAUAGACAGUGAUAUUAAAAUGGCAGGAUGGGGCAACCCGGAAAAUCAGUUCACAUUGUACUGACUUCCCAUACUCACUCCCCUGAUCUGAUCUUACACCACCUGAUGGCUUUUAAAGGAGAGUGUGUCCAACUGUGAAGAUUCACCAAGAACUCUGCCUGCCUGACUUUAGAAAAUAGUCUCCUUUUGCUGGAGACUGCAGCACAAUUGUCCAGUGAUAUGUUUGAAAAUCUACAGGAGCAAUAUGAAGACUGUCUACAGCGAGGCGGUGAACACUAUGUACAUUUACGCUGCCCACACUGUGGUGAAUGAACAUGUUAAUAGUGUAUGUCUUAGUUUCUUUCAGGAGAAAUACAUUUAUAGAUGACAAAAAGGAAACAUUGUUUUGUCUUUCCUUUUUAGUUCUCUUGCUUUUGGCACAUGCUGUAUUAAAAAAUAUUCUAAAAUUUAUAUAUUCCAAACAAUUAGUGUCAGCUUAAUCAUAAUUUUCUUAUGUCCAAAACUGUACACUUUAAGUAAACAUUAAAAAAAAACUUAGUUCCCAUACAUCAAGAAAUAACAAACAUGUUUUUCUCACCUAGCCACCUGAUAAUAUUUAGAUAUUGCUCUCAUAUUUUGACAUUAAGAUACUGUAAUUUUUAUUUACUUUUAUUUACUUUUUGUCUCCCCAGGCUAAAAACUACCUCGAUGGCUGUGAAUAUGCAGUUAAGAAAAUUAAGUUCAAACAUAAAAAUACAGGCAUGUUGUUAAAGGUGGGUUAUACAAUUUAAAUUUUAUUUUGUGCUUUUGUCAUUUAUUCCUCCUAGACCAAGCGGUCAUCAUAGGCCGUUCCCCCAACUAGCUGUCAUACAUUCACAUAUAUCUAAAGAUCAUAUUCAUUACUUAAAGUAAAAGCAUAUUUGAAGUCUUUGGUUUGUUAUUUUUAUCUAUAUUCAUUUUUCCAGCUCCUUAGAGAAGUAAAGGCCCUUGCAAACCUUCACCACACCAAUAUUGUUGGUUACAAUGCAGCUUGGUUAGAGUAUGAUAAUCCUUUAUGUUCCAGGAAAGGUGAAUUCUUAAGUAAUUUAUGCUGAGCAGUGUAUGAAGAAUCAUUUCCUGAGUUUAUAAUAUAAGGGUUGCAGGAAGCAAUAUAUCCUGGAUUCAUAAGAUGGUUGUUGGAACUAAUACAUCCUGGUUUUAAAAAUAUAUGGUUAUAAAAACAUAUAUAUCCUGGGUUCAUAUGAUAAUGGUAGUAGGAACAUUUAUAUCCUGGGUUCAUAAGAUAAUGGCUGUAGGAAGAUAUAUAUCCUAGGUUCAUAAGAUAAUGGUAGUAGGAACAUAUAUAUCCUGGGUUCAUAAGAUAAUGGUUGUAGGAACAUCUAUAUCAUGGGUUCAUAAGAUAAUGUUUUUAGGAACAUAUAUAUCCUAGGUUCAUAAGAUAAUGGUAGUAGGAACAUAUAUAUCCUGGGUUCAUAAGAUAAUGGUUGUAGGAACAUAUAUAUAGUGGGUUCAUAAGAUAAUGGUUUUAGGAACAUAUAUAUCCUGGGUCGAUAAGAUAAUGGUUGUAGGAACAUAUUAUCCUGGGUUCAUAAGUUAAUGGUUAUAGUAACAUAUAUCCUAGGUUUAUAUGGUUUUUGUAAAUUUAAAACUGUUUUAGGAUUUGACUUGUAUGUUGAACAAUAUGUAACAAAGGACUGAAAACCAGUAUGCAAAGAAAAACAAUGGAAAAGCUAGAUAUAUUAACCAUAUUAACUUUAAUCAUAAUUAAUAAAUUUAUAUAAUAAAUACAAAAUCAAAUAGAAAUAAAAACUAUAUCAACUUAAGCACAGCAGGUGGAAAAAAGUAAAAUUCUUGAAGGAUACCAAUAUUAAUAUAUAUAUAUAUAUACACAUGCACAUGAAGAGUAAAUUUUUUUUAAAGUAUAUUACAUCUUGUAAAAGACUAGGAAAAAUAAUCUCCCCAGAAAUUCGAUCACUUGAUUACAUUCUUUAGAACAAAUUAGAGACUAAUUCCAACGUUAACAUUGUCCCUAUCAGGGGAAGGGUAGGUAAAAAUAAUUGGCACUAGACAUUUAAUUGGUGGGUCAAUAAAAAAACAGAUGGGAGGAGAGGUAAGGUUGAAUGCAGCAGCUUGUGGUGAAUAAACCUAGGUCAAUAUACAGGCUUUAGGAAACAUGAAUGUACAUACUUCAGUUGUUAAAUCUGUUGGCUGUGUAUAUGUUUUUGUGUGUAAAUUAUGUGAAGAAUUUUCAGUUUUACCUCUUAAUUUUUUUUUCAUUUCAAAUGUGUUACAUUUGUAUCUCAUCUGAAUUUGUUGGUUUAAAAAUUUUCACAAUAUCCAUCUGAAUUUUCUAGAAAACUUCUCAAAUGAAUCUCCUCUUGCACAAGACAGUUCAAAUGAAGCAACAGAAAGGUAAUUCUAGGUGUAAAGUUGGGGGGGGGGGGGGGGUUUGCGAAACUUGGGGGAAAAUCCAUCCAUCUGAAUUUUCUAGAAAACUUCUCAAAUGAAUCUCCUCUUGCACAAGACAGUUCAAAUGAAGCAACAGAAAGGUAAUUCUAGGUGUAAAGUUGGGGGGGGGGGGUUUGCGAAACUUGGUGGAAAAUCCCAUUCUUAAAAAUCCACAUCAUGUUCUCUCAUUCCUUGCUUUAUCUUUUUGUUGAUAGUUAACUUUUACUAGUCAUGAUGUCUAGAAACUAUUAUUUUAUUGUGUUAACUUAACUUUUGCACACACAAAAAUUAACCCUUGAUGAAACAAAUCAACACUUUGUGUUAAUGGUAGUUUCAUUUUAUAUAUUUUGAUUCUAAAUUAGCAAAAGUAAAUUGUUACAACUAUAUCCAUAUUUUUUUAACACUCAUGUAGUUCUAUAUUUUCAUUGAAAACUAGCUUAAAAUAAGGUGCAGCUGUACUUUGUGGCAUCAGUUAAAAAUAAUCUUUCUAUUAGCAAGACUAAAUGUUAAUUAUUUACUUCUGCUUUCCUCAGCAAGGUGUACGACAGACAAGAACGUAGUACAAGUUUGAGCAUCCAGUUUUGUUUGUCAGACGAUGAGGAGAAUAAACCUGUGCCGAGCCCAAACUUGGGCGGAAAUGGUCUGGCCAUGAACGCAAAAUAUUUUAGUCAGGUUAAGGUUGAGGAGGUCUUCGGAAGGAGUGAAAAUGUGCUACUUAACGGAGGAAGAGGGGACGCGGGUAAAUUCACAGAUUCCUCUCCAAAACUUGCCAACUCGCGUGGGCUGACACAUGGUUCUCCCAGACCAAAGAAAGAAAGACAUAAGCAUGUGGUUAUUGAAGAGGAGAUUUCAUCUUCCUUCAGCUUCAACUAUUCAGACAAUAAUUGUGAAUCUCAGGGACAAGAAAAAGUGGUGGUCAAAUGUGGGCAGCAUUUUGAAAUUGACUUGGAUAUUUCCAAUGACCACAGUUUUGACUGUCUGGCAAUGAAUACAGAAGCUUACAAUGACAAAAUAAAUCAAGUUUCACCUCAUCAUCAUGGACAUUCCAGUGAGAUCUCUGUAAAUAAAAUGACAAGAGUUGCAGGGUCAUUGAAGAACAAUUCCCCUGUGAAAGAAACCGGUGGCGAUUCUGUCGUGGAUUCAAAAAAAUGGUCUCCAUUGAGAGAGCCACAAGAAGCUAUCCACCAUAGCACAGCAAAAUCAUCUCCAUCAAAAUCAUCUUCCGCAAAACCAUCUCCAUCGAGAUCUCAGUUCAAACACAGUAAGUUUUUUCACAGUCCUCCCUUCUCAGAUGACAUAGACAAUGACCCCGAUGAAGCAUGCCAUGAUGACAAACUUUCUUUUUACUCUGAAUCUCAAGCUCCCCCGAGCUCGCCGCCGUCAUCUUCUGUCAUAUUCAGCAAUGUUUCCUUGGUGGUCGAGGAAGAAAUGUCCUACUCUGGAAACUCUGGAUUACCUCCCAAUAGAAGGACGACUCGCCAGUCCCGAAGUAUGGAGCAUCCAGCCCCAAGGGUCUCACGUGUGUCAGAAAAAGAUGGUGUUUACUCCGUCGACAUUGAUACACCUGCACUGCCCAGCAGAAAAGGUCCACAGGAGGAUGAGCUCCCAGCUUACAAACGCAGCAUAAGCUCUGGGGCUGCCAACAACAUGGACGAGGUGAUGGAAUCAAGAAACCACAAUUAUGAUUUUCAGGUAGGUUGAUUUUUUCCCCUCGCAGUUUGAUGGAAAUUUUAAAAAUUUAAUUUCUCUUGUUUGAAAAGGUUUUUGGAAUGUGGGGGUGGGCAUGUUGAAGUGGGACUAAAUCUUUAAUAACGAGUGUCACUUUUGUAAAUAAAAGUGUUUUUAUAAUUGAACAAACUUAUUUAACUUCUAUUGUUACAUUUUUAUUUAGCCAACAUGCUACAUGUACUUGUGUUUAAAAUGCAAACCUUCCAUUAAUAUAAUGAACGUAUUGAUAUCAGAACUCCAUCACUUUGUACAUUCAAAUGGAGCUUUGCUCUACAACCUUACAAGAGUGGCUUUAUGAUAGAAACUCUCAGCAAGGUGAUAGCUAUGGUGAGUACCUUGUAUGCUGUGGUGAGUACAUUGUAUGCUAUGGUGAGUACCUAGUAUGCUGUGGUGAGUACCUUGUCUGAAGACCACUGUAUGAAUGCUGAUUAACUCAUUUAUACAGGCAUUUCCCUCUAUUAGGCCGUAUUAGGGAUAAAAAAAAUUUAGUCCAAAACAAAAAAAAAGCAGGCCCAGUGAUCCCCAUUUGAUUGUAAAAGAUUCAGUUCUCUUAGCUGUCCCAAAGUAUCAAUUUAGUGUUGAAAAAAUCCAACAUAGUCUGAAUUAUCCAUCGUCUCACAAGUCUAUAUUCUUAAGAGAUUUUUUUUUUUUGACCCACUUAACCAAAGGACGUUCUGUUAGAACAAAAACCAAUGUAUAUUUUUUUUUCUUUAUUAAAUUAAUAUAUUUUUAAUGUGUUGAAUACCUAUUUUCAGAUGCCACAUUAUUCUGCUCAGACAAUAUGCGGAUCUUCCACCAACUGUUACUGGGUGUCAACUUCAUUCAUUCACAUGGCCUCAUUCACAGAGAUCUCAAGGUUGGUCUACACUAGAUUAGCCAAAUCAAAAUGUAUUGAUGAAUUAAUAAACUGAACACUUGAGCACUUAGUUUACUGCUGUAACAAAAUCCAGUGCUCAAUUAUACCUUAAAUUUUAAAGGAGUUAACCAUGCAAUAGAAUAUAGUAUAUAGGUUAUAUGAUUUUUUUUAAUGAACAAAGAAGAUUGAUUAACCUCCAUCCAAGAUCUUCGUCAAUAGAUUUUUAGUUUUAUGCAUUGUUUCAAGUUAACAAUCGGUGGCAAUGGUGGAAAAACUUUGCUACCAUUUUGGGAUCAGUGGUUGUGACAGUGUCAUAAGUGGUUGUGACAGUGUCAUAAGUGGUUGUGACUGUGUCAUCAGUGGUUGUGACAGUGUCAUCAGUGGUUGUGAUCCAUACAGUAAUUUAACAUGGCAAUUGUUUUCUAUGUAAUUAUUUAAACAAUUUCAGGAACUAUUUAGGAAUGUUUUGUAAUUUUCUUCAAUUCAUAAAAUCAAUUAUAUAUUUGGUCAUGCCCAUCAGCCAAUUCUGUAUUUCAUAAGAAUCAAAUUUAUAUUUGAUCAUUCCUCUCAGCCCAGAAACAUUUUCCUAUCAGGCAACGACCUUCAUGUCAAAAUUGGAGAUUUCGGACUAGCCAAAGAAGACAUGUUGAGUCAAGGCAGAGAAGAAAUUGUUCUCAAACCAUCGCCAACAGAUGAAGGUAGUUGGAACUAUUCAGUCCUUUUCAUUUCUCUUAGUUAAAAAACUGUGAUAAGUGUCUGUAACGGACUAUGUUGUCACAAGAAAACAGAGAGGUAGCAUGAGUGAACAGUGAAUUGCAUUUUUCCACGAGGAGAGUGUAUUUCUAUUUUUUGAGAAGCAAAUGUGAGCUCCACGUUUUUGGAGAGUAAAUUAUGUUUUUGUCAAAGCGGUCGUUCCCACGCUUUGCUGGUAAUAAAAGGGGCAGUUGAUUGAGAGCAGUAGAGUCAGAGUUAGAAGAGAGUUGAGUUAUAGCAGUGUGAGGACGUGUCUUUCUGAGUGAUGGAAUAUUAUAUAUAUAUAUAUGUGAAAUGAUAACAUUCAUGCAAGGAUUAUUGUUAAUAUUAUCAGUGUACAGUGUGAUUAAAUAAAGUACUGUAAGUUUAACCAGGAUUCAGUAUUCUUAUUUGCGUGCCUGGAUAAUAAGUGGAAGAACGAAGAAGUCUUAGCCGUCAUCCUGAAUUAUUAACAUAAAACAAGUGACCAUGCUACUGACAUAACCCACUAAGUUACAAUGAUGUCAGAGCAAGCUUUACAGUGUCUUAACAAAUUAUAUUACAAAAUUAAAUUGACUACUGUAUACCCCUAUAAACCUUUCAGUACAGAAGCAUCCAUUAAUAAAUUACCUUCAGUACUAAGCAAAGGGAAAUAACUUCAUUUUGUUCAUAAAGUUGCUGACCUUAAAAAUUUAUUAAAAAUCGUCCUUUCAUCCACUAUUCAGUCAUUAAAAACAAAAAGUACUGAUAAUUGUAGAGAAAAAUAUAAAAUUUUAAUUAAAAUCAGUCUGUAUCAGGACCAGUUACACCUACAAAUUCUUCAAUGGCAUUUCAUUGAACACCAUUGUCAUUUGUCAGACCAGACAGAUGUGUUAACAUCAUCUUCAUUGAAUUCAUCUUCUGACCCAUCUGGGAUAUCAAUUUGUUGAACUAAUUCAUUAUUAACAUCACUUUCAAUUACAUUUCAAAUUUGUUCAUUAAAUUCAUGGACACUAACAGUCAGUGUACUUGCUGUCUGUAUGAAGUGAUAGAGAAAGGCAAACUCCAUUAGCCUUGAUCUACUGUCAACAACGAACCGUUUUAGUAGCAUAAGAAUAGCAUAAAAUCAAGUGCACAACACCAAACUUCAACAAAACAAGAACUUGACACUCAGUUUAUAAAUAGGCUCUUUGUAACUCCUUCAUAAGAAGAAUUAACUUUAUUAGGCAACGUUUGACAAUCACCUGUUGUUUAUGAUGAGAUUAGGCCUUAAUGCAACAGGUUAUGGACAAUAAUUUAAAUGCUCAUCAAAUCUGUGAACAUGUACAGAUUUUAACUCUUUAUCUCUUUAAUGACAGUCUCAGCAUUUCUGUAUGAUAACCAUACAACUGGAGUUGGAACUUUGUCAUAUGCAUCACCUGAACAACUCAAGGGCUCGUUUUAUGAUGUCAAGGUCAGUAUUUCAUCCAGUAAAUGAAUGUUGUUCAAAGUGACCUAUAAAAUCUUAUUUAUCUUAAAAAAAUGUCGACCUCACUGAUAAAAUAUGUGUUUACAUGCAUGAUGCCCUUAGUUCAUGAAAGUUAAUGAAACUUUUGUUAUAUUUGAAUUGCUGCAUUGAUAUCAUAUUACCCUAACUCAAUAUUUUAAUGAUUGGCUCAUCUUUUGUUUCUGGACCAGCAUAAUCUUUUUAAAAAUUGGGGGAAAAAAAUUUAAGAUAAUUUUGAAAAAGCAAUUGUUGCUAAAUUUCAGACCUUCAGUCACAUCUUUUUGGGGUUAACUGUUCAUACUAAUCAGUAUUUUUUUUUUUUUCAUUUUUUUUUUUUCAGAGUGAUAUGUAUAGUUUAGGUGUGAUUUUCUUUGAAAUGUUCAACGUAUUUCAUACAGAUAUGGAAAGGUUGAGAGAAUUAGAAAAACUAAGGAAAGUAAACAUUUUUUUUUUUUUUUUUUGGUUUUUUUUUUUUUUUUUAUUAUUUUUUUUUUUUUUUUUAUUUUUUUUUUUUCAGAGUGAUAUGUAUAGUUUAGGUGUGAUUCUCUUUGAAAUGUUCAACGUAUUUCAUACAGAUAUGGAAAGGUUGAGAGAAUUAGAAAAACUCAGGAAAGUAAACCACUGCCCCGAAGCCUUCACACAGAAGUGGCCGUUACAGGUUUGUGAGUGAACAGAACACAAUGCACCUUUUUCUAUACCCUCAUUCCAUGAAUGCUCUAACUAUAAUUACAUUUGGCUAUGUAUUCAUUCAAAACAUCAUAGGUCCAUAAAUCAAGCUGCAGACCUGGGAGGCGAAACAAGAACAAACUGAUGCCUCAAUAACACAUGAUAGAAGAACACAUUUUUUGUAUCGGUAUAAGUUAUGACUUUUGUGACUGUAUGAUCAAAGUGAGACAGUUACCCAGCAUGCCAUUUUUUUUACACUGCCAGCAUAGCAUUGCCACGGCCGUUCUUAUGACAACAAUGUUUCUACUGCAGGCCGAUUCCAUUAAAGCAUUAGUAAGUUCUGUCCCUUCUGAAAGACCUUCUGCCCAAGAUUUGCUCAACAGCCAGCUGUUUUUAUCACAAGAACAGGUGCGUUAA
Messenger RNA from Lymnaea stagnalis (great pond snail), 11655 nucleotides. NCBI's taxonomy places the organism in Eukaryota, Metazoa, Mollusca, Gastropoda, Lymnaeidae. The record is from the annotation of a GenBank genome assembly.